AUGGAUAUCUGGCUGAAUGGAGCGUUUUACGGGAACGGUGGACCUAUCCAAGUCGAGGGAUUCGUUGAUGGGAGCAUUAUUGGCAUGACUGUAGCGCUGACAGCAGAGUUUGCAAGCACCGACGAAGGACUGAUGAGUGUUCAGGUAAGAAAUGAGAACACUGGAAAAAACUGAAC
Molecule: messenger RNA, 176 nt
Organism: Cylicostephanus goldi
Lineage: Eukaryota; Metazoa; Nematoda; Chromadorea; Rhabditida; Strongylidae
Source: the annotation of a GenBank genome assembly